Molecule: messenger RNA, 444 nt
Organism: Phytophthora sojae
Lineage: Eukaryota; Oomycota; Peronosporomycetes; Peronosporales; Peronosporaceae
Exons: 1
Coding region: 132-380 (82 amino acids)
Source: RefSeq, a predicted model, not a curated record
GUGGCGGCGCGCGCUGGCGCGGGGAUGUGAGGGGGUGCGUCCGGAUCGCGUCCAGGCUCACAACGCUAUUUGCCGCGCCAAGCAACGGAAGACUUUCCAGGUAGCAGCAACAGCAGCAGCAGCAAACGACCAUGUACCGAGGAUACCCAGGAUCGCUGCGCGGAAGACACUCCGGGACCGCCGCCGUACGGAUACGGGCCCGGCCCGGAAUGCCCUCCGCCAGUGUAUGCGCCUCCACCGCCACCUCCGAGGCCGUUCUCGCCUCCACACCACCAUCACCACCAUGGGCCACCUCCCCCUCCGGUCUUCUACGAAGGCCCGCCGCCGCCACACCACCAUCACCACCCACCUCCUGGAUGGUAAGGUUACCGAUACCGUAGCGCUCAAGCAGAUACAGUAUGUUAUCGAGCGCCGUAAGAAAAUAUAUCCCGUUCCUCAAUUGCU